Molecule: messenger RNA, 2414 nt
Organism: Acanthopagrus latus (yellowfin seabream)
Lineage: Eukaryota; Metazoa; Chordata; Actinopteri; Spariformes; Sparidae
Product: gastrula zinc finger protein XlCGF26.1-like
Exons: 2
Coding region: 212-1450 (412 amino acids)
Biological process (GO): regulation of transcription by RNA polymerase II
Cellular component (GO): nucleus
Molecular function (GO): DNA-binding transcription factor activity, RNA polymerase II-specific; RNA polymerase II cis-regulatory region sequence-specific DNA binding
Source: RefSeq, a predicted model, not a curated record
ACUGUAAAACGCAACUCUCACGAGACACUGCGAGACCCAAGAUGGCGGCCCCCUACGACUACUAAACAAACUUCCCUCCUCGGGCAUAAAACCUUCUUGUUCAUGUCGCAUUUGUCUUCACCUGCUGAUUUUCCAGUUUUCAGUCCAAACCCGGACCACGUACUAAACCUGGACCACCUGGAACGACGGGUGUUUUCACAGAAUCUGCGUCAUGAACGAGGACGUGAAAAGAGCCGAAGCCAGCUCCACUCCGAGCAACAAAAGACUCCGACAGAGUUCCACCUCCGCCUCAGAUGUCCAGGAGCUGCUGGUGAUUAAAGAAGAGGUUUCCCCUGCGUGGAGCACCAGCCUGGACCAGGAGGACCCAGAGCCACUACACAUAAAAGAGGAACAGGAGGAGCUGUUGAUCAACAGUAAGGAGGGAGAACAGCUUAACGGACUGGAGGAGGCUGAUAGCACUAGCUUCGAAUUCACUGUCGUCACUGUGAAGAGUGAAGAUGAUGAAGACAAACCUCAGCCUUCACAGCUUCAUCAAAGUCAAACUGAGACCAACAGAGAGGCAAAGCCUCCAACCAGCAGCUCAGAAACACAGAUGAAAACAGAAAGUGAUGGGGAGGACUGCGGAGGAUCUGAACCUGCAAGGAACCAAGAUCCAGAUAGUCAUCCACAACUAAACACUAGCAAAAAGGCUGUAGACUGUUCUGAGACUGAUGUCAGCUCUGAUGAUUGGCAAGAACCAUUGUCAGAUUCUGGAUCUGAAACUGAAGAGACAGACAAUGGUUGGGAGGAGACCAGGGCACCUGAGUCAGGAGUAAAUGCAUUGAAAUAUAACGAAGCCCCUGUGAAUGAAACAGGUUGUCACACUGGAAAAAACUCCUUAAGCUGCUUUGAGUCUAGUAAAGGACUUUGCUACAAGGGGUCUCUUCAGAGACACACAAGUCAUUUAGAAAAAAGGUCUUCUGGCUGUUUGGAGGACGAUAAAUGUUGUGGAGUGACUAGAACGGAUGAUUCACUGACGAGAGUCAACGCAGGAUUAAAACCACAUGGUUGUGAUGUUUGUGGAAAAAGAUUUACCUUUCUAGGAAAUUUUCAGAACCACAUGAGAGUCCACACCGGAGAGAAACCAUUUGGCUGUGAUGAUUGUGGGAAAAGAUUCUCCCAGCAGACAAAUCUUAAGGCACACAUGAGAGUGCACACAGGAGAUAAACCUUUUGGUUGCGAUCAUUGUAGCGUAAGAUUUACGUUUAAGACAAAUCUUGAGAAACACAUGAGAGUACACACGGGAGAAAAACCGUUCGGCUGUGCCGAUUGUGGGAAAAGAUUUAGACAGAAGACAAUCCUUAAGACACACAUGAGAGUCCACACGGGAGAGAGACCAUUUGGUUGUGAAGUCUGCGGUAAAAGAUUCACUCAACGGGGAAACUUGAAGAAACACAUGAAACUUCACUGAGGAUAGAAACUUGAUAAUUGAAGUGUUUUUGAUUUCUUGGUGGGGCUUUUUGCAAAAAAAAUAUUGGUAAGAACCACAUAAAUGUAUUGUUACAUUGCACCAGUUUAGCUUCAGUUUCAUCACUGGCUAUCCCUUCUGUAAAUUAUGAAAUAUGUAAAAGAAACCUUUUCUUUGUUGUUCUUUGUCUAUUUUUGUAUUUGUCAAUAACUAAUUUCCAUAUGUUUUUCGUCAUCCAUGUUGUUUGAUAACUAAAAGUACUAAAUCAAAGAAAGCAGGAUUAAUGAUGUAUUAUUUAAGACUGAGUGCUGGUUAAAUAAUUAAAGGUGACUUGUUGCACUUAGAAAUAUCCCUUGAUGAAUUUCCUUAAGAACUUGUCUUGCAAAUACACAGAAUGUUUUCAGCCAUCAGGUCCUCAUCACCUUGUACAAAUGCAGGAAUAAACAAUCCCGUUUUCGGUGUGCCAGGUGAGUGAACAAGUGAAUGAAAUUCCACAGAUUUAUUGUCACAAAGUAAAACGUAUCUGUACUUUUAUUUACACCACCGACAGAAUGUUCACAGAAUGGGAAGAAACCCUGGAUGAAACCAAGCCCGAUGAAUUACAACGUUACUGCAGACUUACUUCACUGUGGACGAGUGCCAGGAGGACGCAGGGGGACCUGAGCGCUGCUCUGAAUUCCAGCAACAAGCAGAUCCAUUGAGCACCCUCAUUUGGUUAUGGUCCUGUACUUGAAGCAAGUGUGCAUCGAAACAGAUCAAAACCUGGGACUGUGGACUUUUGUGUUGUGCAGCCAGACAGUAAGCUAAAACACUGAGCAGUCCAACACAUAAAGCUUCGAUUUUGUAAAAGUUUACCGUUACGAUGUGAUGAAAGUUUUGUUUAAAUGUGAGAAAGGAAAAAGAGGCAAAUGUUCAGACCUCUUUCGCUCUGUCAUUCAACAUUAAAUACCAAAGUUAUGAACAUUUA